AUGUUCUUGUCAAAUCGGUCAAUCAAGGAUACUGGUAUGUCUGCCUGUCAACUUUAUCGAAGAAUCCAUGGCGGUCAGCGGCAGUGGCAUUCCCUGUCGGGAUUUCGCAUGUGGGCUUGCAAAUGCCUCGACGCUCAGAAGGCUUCAGGCUGCAGCAGUGGCCACCGAGAUCUUUCAGGUGGCGAAAACAAAAGUCCUACUUUUUAUGAAAUUCUAAAGCUUGUGAAGAAAGAUUCGCUGGAGAUGGCAAGCAAACUUACCGUUUGGCCACGAGUCCCGCGGCGUUUCCCCGGUUUGAAUCUGGUCCUGACUGCAGCAGAAAUGAAGAAGAACCUUCAAAGGAAAGCAAUCAUACUAACGAGGUGGAAUGCCAAUCGCAUCAGGAACAAAGCCCUGGAUGCCUUCUUUACUGAAUCAGCUGGUCAGUCAACAAGAUCCUGCUUGUGCGAGUCACCCUCAAGAUUUCAAAACAAUCCAAGCAAUUUGAUUCAGUCUACAUCAAAGGAACGAGAAGGUGUUCAGAUCGAAGGAGAAAAUCACUUCAAUCAGGAAGCAUUCGGCAACCUCUCCGUCGGCCUACUUGAGGCUCGCAAGGGAAGCGCGCUCAUGUUAACUACAGGCACUGUGGAUCAAAGCCUUAAAUCUGAGGGUAUUCCCUUGGUCAAGUCCAGUCAGACAACCUGGCACGACCGGCCAUCUUCCUCUUCCGUCGACUUGGCCGAUGAGCUCUCACCAAUGUCCUUAUCGGAAGAUGUCACGAUCUCAUCGGUCUCGGCGGCAUCCGUUUCGGAUUCCUGUUGUGAGUCCAUCUCCGUAGACUGCGUGGACAUUUUACGCAGCCACCAAACUCCAGAAUGUACUGCUAGUGGGAUGACAAGGCAACGCGAAAGUGAGGAACAGAAUUGUGUGGUCGAUGCUGCACAAGCCAUAAGCAAUUGUAUUAACGCGGAGAAUGAACACUUCCACAUAACGCCCGAGUCCUUUAUUGCCAGCCAGGAAGCACCAAAAGAAGAUAUCAAAAGCGAGAGCAGUGAAUGCAACGCAUCGGAAGAAUGUCCGAAAGUGAAUUGUGUCGUGUCUGAUAAGAAGGCUCGUUUCUCAAGUGAAUACAAACAUCAUGAAGUCGGACAGAUUCGCAGCGGAGGAGUGAAGUCUGCCCUUCCAGGCGUCACCCGACACAUCACCGCAAUCAAGGCUGAAGGCUCCACAGGAAUAGCACCGGAGUGUGCACAGCGAGCCCAAGAUUGCAGUGAUACUUGUCCCCGUGGAAAACGUCUCUCUCAGGAACACUUAACGAAGCCAAAGAACACAAGAAGCUACGUUGAGGCGUUUGAGGGUCGAAUCAAUCCCCUUGCUGGAACGUCAGCCAACGCUAAGCACACUGUCUCCCAAAAAGAUGCACAUCGAGUGUGCCUAACGGAAGAUGUCACUUGCUGCCGCCGCCCUACAUCGUGCCUUCUUUCGCCAACUGGGAAAACCACCCCCUCCCCUCAACUUCAUGUCAAACCAACUGUAAGGUCAAACAGACGGACGAUUAUGAACGCCAUCCUACACCGCUGUCUUGUUGGGCGGGUUCAGGAGGCCCUGAAAUUAGAGGUUCUCCAGGAACUGGGAUCUACUGAUGGAAGCCAUUUUGUUAUUUUACUGAAGAAUGGUCAGCAGUACAGUGGGUUAUUUCUCCUCAACAACGAGGUUUUGACCAGAAUCACCGGCGUUGGACCUCGCCAAAUAACAACUCAAAUGGUGGAGCACUUUUACAAGUACGAUAGCGGAACCAAAUCGUUUGUCGAAAUUGAAUUAACCAAACAUCUCUCGACUGCUGUGGAUGCUGUCGCCUUAAUGGUGUCUCACAAUCGCAAACUGACAUAG
Mesocestoides corti is the source of this 1869-nucleotide messenger RNA. NCBI's taxonomy places the organism in Eukaryota, Metazoa, Platyhelminthes, Cestoda, Cyclophyllidea, Mesocestoididae. The record is from the annotation of a GenBank genome assembly.